ACUUCUACCCCACGUCACGAGUAAUUAAAAGCCUUUCGCUUUCGCACCUUUCGUUUGGCUUCUCUCCUCCUCUUUCCCGUCUCUGCUCCAACGUAAUGAAGUCCGACCAGUCACCUCCAUACCCCUCCGCCCCAACCGCUGCUCCUACCCUCCACGAAGCAGCAUCACACGCGCCUCCAUCUGCACCGUCCUCCUCUUCUUCCGCUCCCUACUACCACCAUCCUUACGUCCAACACGCGCCGGCUGAGAAGCCUCCCGCUAGUCCCAUGGAAUCCAUCCUCCACACCCUCGAUUCGUGGGGUAAAAAGGCUGAAGUAACCGCCAACAACGUCUGGCACAAUCUUAGGACGAGUCCAUCGGUAUCUUCGGCGGCUUGGGGGAAGAUGAAUCUGACCGCGAAAGCCAUCAGCGGAGGCGGAUUUGAGUCUCUCUACAAACAAAAUUUCACAACCUCUCCCAACGAGAAGCUCAAGAAGACCUUCGCUUGUCACAUCUCCACGUCGGCAGGUCCGGUUUCGGGAACCCUCUACCUUUCGAAUCUUCACGUCGCAUUUUGCAGCGAUAGCCCCGUGUCUUACAACGCACUCUCUGGCCAACAGGCUUGGAGCCCCUACAAGGUAAUGGUGCCUCUGGGUAAGAUUGGGUCAGUGAGCCCCGUGAUCAUGAAGGAGAACUCACCAGAGAAGUAUAUUCAGAUUGUGACGGCGGACGGAUAUGAUUUUUGGUUCAUGGGUUUUGUGAAUUUUGAUAAAGCGGUCGAGCACCUCUCGGAAAGCAUCUCUAAUUUUGUAGUGCCAGGAAUAGCAGUACCAUCAUCGGCUUCUUCUUGAGAAGUAAUGACAACUCGAGCCAAGUGAAGUGGGUUUUAGGAUAAAAUCUCCCUGCUUUGGUGUUUCUAUUUGUUUUUGUUUUUGUUUUUGUUUUUUUGUUAUUGAUAAUUUUCUUCAUACUCACGCCAUAUUUAUAUUUUUCUUCGAAUGUAGUUGUGUAUAUUUACAAAAAUUGAGGAGGUUACAUUUUUUAUCUA
This is a messenger RNA of Prosopis cineraria, 1027 nucleotides long. RefSeq names its product GEM-like protein 5. Bases 96 to 830 code for a protein of 244 amino acids. The record is from RefSeq and is a predicted model, not a curated record. The transcript is spliced from 3 exons. Lineage: Eukaryota; Viridiplantae; Streptophyta; Magnoliopsida; Fabales; Fabaceae.